AUGCUGCUGGUGGAAGUACAGGUCAGAACAACCAGUUUGGAAAACUGUGUAGCAGUAUCUGUGACCAGUGAUCCCCUCCUGGGUUAUAUGUCAACAGAAAUGCAUGUUUGUGUUCUCCAAAAGACAGGUACCCGAAUAUACUGUGGCACUAGGUAUACUAACCAAAAAGUGAAAACUACCCAAAUAGCACCAACAGUCGACGGGAUAAAUAAAUUAUGGCCUUGUAUGCAGUUUCAUAGUCUACACCAAUGAGAAUAGUCUGUGACAGAUGAAUCUCGCCAACAUAAGGUGGGAGAAGAUGGCAAACAAGAAAGUCUCCACGGUGAAUGAUGCAUUUCUCUGAAGCUCAAAGACGGGAAAAACGAGUCUGUGGUGUUCUGAAGUUAGGAUAGUGAUUACCUGGGGAGUCAUGGUUGGAAAAGGGCCAGAAGGGGCUCUCGGAGUGCUGUGAAGGUUCUGUGCCCCUCCUGCGUGCUGGUUACAUGGGCAUGUUCACGUUGCAAAUGUAACUGAGCUGUACGCGUCCCCGAGCUUUCUGAGCUUUCUGAUUGUAAGUUCUGCUUCAAUGGAAAGUUUAAAAAGCCUCUAAUGUGCAGCCAAGAUUGAGAACCGCUGGUCUAGACUGUAGGUGGCUUGUGAGCCUUAAUUUGGGAAGUUUAAAAUUAUUUGAUGACUUCUGAAACAGGUGGGAGAAGGGCAGGCCUUGUGUAGAUAGAGGUCUGUGUGUUUCACCUUCAACAUUUCUCUCCACAUCACUAGAGCCUCCAUUACUGAAGCGCUUCGCUGGCCAGAAACUGGGUCCAGUGACUUGUAUAUGUUGUCUCAUCUGAACCUCUAAGCAACCCUCUGGGAUGUCAGUGUUGUCCCCAUAUUAGAGGAGUGGAAACUAUGCCUGGAGGCAAGGGGGGGUGAAGGAACACGCCAAGUCCAAAGCUUCACAUUGGACUUGAGAUUGAAGAGCUCUCCAACUUCCAGAGGAUGCUCUGACCUCCGCCCCACAUGAUGCCUUUCUGUGUUGUGGGUUAGCAGCUCCAGGAGCAACAUGUUGCCGGCUCAGGCCCUGAUCGGGAGGCUCGGCAGAGAACACGGGACUCAGAAGCCUUGCAGUGACUUUCUGAUUCUCAGAAACAUCUGGCAGAAGCCCAGUCAUUACAGCUGCUCUGUGGCAUUUUUCCUUUUCUAAGGCUUAGCUUAAACCUUGGGAUGAUGGGAAAGUCCAAAUGAUUACUUAUUUAAAGUUCUGUUUAUUGAAGCAAGAGAGAAAUCUUUCGUGGAGAAAAAGGUGGCAGCAUAGUAGAGGCAGUUAUCUGUAGAACAGUUUCAGAAACACAGCAUGUUCCAAAAAUAAAGCACACUGAAACAAGCCUUCACCAAAAGGACUCGUCAGAUGUCAGCUGGAGGCUCAGAAGAAUCGGUUUUAUGAUGAAAUGCAGCUGAAACAAUGUGGAUUCCUCUGAGUUUCUUUUCCUGGCACUUACCGGGACUUCCUUUAACACCAAAAGGUCCGAUUUGUCUUCUGUUUUUCAGUAGAGACUUAUUUACUGAAGAAAACAUCAACACUUCUCUUGCACUUCAGGCUCCUAUGUUGCCCACAUAAUGAUGACUUCUUUUUCUCGGAGCUCCCGCUGGGCACGGAGAUGGCUGCUCCUCAGAAUGAAUCUCAUGGCUCUCUCUCACUCUGAGAAGCAUUGACGUUCUCCUCAGUCUUAGCUGGCUCUGGGCCAAUUUUCCAAGACGGGCGAAUUCUUCCUGCCCCCUUAGAAUUUCAGAGAUUGUGUAACUCUCCAUAAUUGUAAACUUCCUUUUACCAUCCCGGAGCUGGUCCAGGCAUCGCCAUGCCGAAGUUCAGAUGGGAUUCUCUACAUGGGUAAAAAGCAGGACAUUUGGUAUGUCAUUGACCUUCUGACCGGGGAGAAACAGCAGACUUUGUCAUCGGCCUUUGCAGAUAGCCUCUGCCCUUCGACCUCUCUUCUGUACCUUGGGCGCACAGAAUACACCAUCACCAUGUACGACACCAAAACCCGAGAGCUCCGGUGGAACGCCACCUACUUCGACUACGCAGCCUCGCUGCCCGAGGACGACGUGGACUACAAGAUGUCCCAUUUUGUGUCCAAUGGCGAUGGGCUGGUGGUGACUGUGGACAGUGAGUCUGGCGACGUCCUGUGGAUCCAGAACUAUGCCUCCCCUGUGGUGGCCUUUUACGUCUGGCAGCGGGAGGGGCUGCGGAAGGUGAUGCACAUCAACGUCGCUGUGGAGACCCUGCGCUACCUGACCUUCAUGUCCGGGGAGGUGGGGCGCAUCACCAAGUGGAAGUACCCCUUCCCCAAGGAGACGGAGGCCAAGAGCAAGCUGACGCCCACCCUGUACGUUGGGAAAUACUCUACUAGCCUCUACGCCUCCCCCUCAAUGGUCCACGAGGGGGUUGCUGUUGUGCCCCGAGGCAGCACCCUUCCUUUGCUGGAAGGCCCCCAGACUGACGGUGUCACCAUUGGGGACAAAGGGGAGUGUGUGAUCACACCCAGCACGGACCUGAAGCUUAACCCUGGGCUCAAAGGGAAGAACAAGCUCAACUACUUGAGGAACUACUGGCUUCUGAUCGGACACCAUGAAACGCCGCUGUCUGCGUCUACCAAGAUGCUGGAGAGAUUCCCCAACAAUCUGCCCAAACACCGGGAAAAUGUGAUUCCUGCCGACUCUGAGAAAAAGAGCUUUGAGGACGUUAUCCACCUGGUUGACCAGACUUCAGGGAAUGCGCCCAGCACCGUUUCUCAGGGUGUGGAGGAGAAGUUCGCUCACGCCCCCGCCAAGCCCGAGGCCCCCGUGGACUCCGUGCUCAAGGACAUCGCCACCAUUGUCCUGAGCACCUUCCUGCUCAUCGGCUGGGUGGCCUUCAUCAUCACCUACCCCCUGAGCAUGCAUCAGCAGCAGCAGCUCCAGCACCGGCAGUUCCAGAAGGAACUGGAGAAAAUCCAGCUCCUGCAACAGCAGCAGCUGCCCUUCCACGCACCCAGGGACAUGGCUCAGGACGCCGAGCUCCUGGACUCGUCCGGCCUGUACUCGGAGAGCUCGGGCACCAGCAGCCCCAGCACGUCCCCCCGAGCCUCCAACCACUCGCUGCACUCCAGCAGCUCUGCCUCCAGGGCCGGCACCAGCCCCUGCCUGGAGCAGGACGACGAGGAUGAGGAAACCAGCAUGGUGAUGGUUGGGAAAAUUUCCUUCUGUCCCAAGGACGUCCUGGGCCACGGAGCGGAGGGCACAAUUGUGUACCGGGGCAUGUUCGACAGCCGCGACGUGGCGGUCAAGAGGAUCCUCCCCGAGUGCUUCAGUUUCGCCGACCGCGAGGUCCAGCUGCUGCGAGAGUCCGACGAGCACCCGAACGUGAUCCGUUACUUCUGCACAGAGAAGGACCGGCAGUUCCAGUACAUCGCCAUCGAGCUGUGCGCGGCCACGCUGCAGGAGUACGUGGAGCAGAAGGACUUUGCCCACCUCGGCCUGGAGCCCAUCACCUUGCUGCAGCAGACCACCUCCGGCCUGGCCCACCUGCACUCCCUCAACAUCGUUCACAGAGACCUGAAGCCCCACAACAUCCUCCUCUCCAUGCCCAAUGCGCAUGGCAGGAUCAAGGCCAUGAUCUCCGACUUCGGCCUCUGCAAGAAGCUGGCAGUGGGCAGGCACAGCUUCAGCCGCUGCUCGGGGGUGCCCGGCACCGAAGGCUGGAUCGCCCCGGAGAUGCUGAGUGAGGACUGCAAGGAGAACCCCACCUACACGGUGGACAUCUUCUCUGCGGGCUGCGUGUUCUACUACGUGGUUUCUGAGGGCAGCCACCCUUUCGGCAAGUCCCUGCAGCGACAGGCCAACAUCCUCCUGGGCGCCUACAGCCUCGACUGCUUACAGCCCGAGAAGCACGAAGACGUCAUCGCCCGGGAGCUGAUAGAGAAGAUGAUCUCCAUGGACCCUCAGAAGCGCCCGUCAGCGAAGCACGUGCUGAAGCACCCGUUCUUCUGGAGCCUCGAGAAGCAGCUCCAGUUCUUCCAGGACGUGAGUGACCGGAUAGAAAAGGAGUCCCUGGACGGCCCGAUUGUGAAGCAGCUGGAGAGAGGCGGGCGAGCCGUGGUGAAGAUGGACUGGAGGGAGAACAUCACCGUCCCCCUCCAGACAGAUCUGCGUAAAUUCAGAACCUACAAGGGUGGCUCCGUCAGAGACCUCCUCCGAGCCAUGAGAAAUAAGAAGCACCACUACCGGGAGCUGCCCGUGGAGGUGCGGGAGACCCUGGGCUCCCUCCCCGACGACUUCGUGCGCUACUUCACGUCCCGCUUCCCCCACCUCCUCUCGCACACCUACCGGGCCAUGGAGCUGUGCAGCCACGAGCGGCUCUUCCAGCCCUACUACUUCCACCCGCCCCCCGAGCCGCAGGCCCCCGAGACUGCAGACGCCCCUGAGCCAGGCCGGACUCCGUCUUGUGGCCCCAGCUGUGACUGAGCGCCCCCUGUCUGCAAUCCAGGGCCAGAGGCCACACUUAGCAAGAAGACCAGGCUCCCAACCCAGUGCCUUGAGCUGCCUGCUCUGCAGCUGGCAGAGGAGGGUCUGACCCCUAGAUGGGGAGAGGUGACCCCUCCUGACCUGCAGGAAGCUGGGAAGACAGGGGUGAAAGCUUCACCACCAGGGAACAGCUGCGGGAAGGGCCGUCCCCAGGCAGCAGCAGGGCACCUCCACCUCCUCCUGGAUAGACUGGCUUCAGACAUGUUUCUUUUUAAACUUCCUGUUCGAUGUCAGCCUGCAGGCCUUGAAGGAAGCGGGAGGAAGAAAUCCUAAGCCCUGCCGUGUGCGGGGCCCGGAGCAGCUCUCCCCGACCAGCAGGCUGAGGGGCACCGACGGAGGGACGGCGGUCACUGGUCACCGAGCACAGUGCGCCCAAGUGUCCCAGGUCACUGGACCCAGUGCUUCCUCGGGGCAGUGGGGUGUGGUGUUGGGACAGGUCAGCGCACACCGGAAGGGAGUCCACGGCCGCAGGUGUGGGAAACGGAGAAGACGCUCGGUUCCAAGGCAGCUGCGGCCCCAUGUGCUGGUGGCCUCCAUGGUGGCUUUUGGUGGCUUUGUGGCCUGGACCAUUUAGGGAUGCUUAGGAGCAUUUGGGGGCAAGAAGUGAUACUUCCCUGGCCAUCAAGGACCCAGGCAGGGACAGGCCUUCGGUACCGGAGGGUCAAGGGCCUACCUGGCCACUGUGGCCAUCCCGGGAGAGCCCUGGGCCAGAGGGCAGGCGAUGAGGCCUCUGUCCCUGCAGCCAGCAGGAUGGCCAGGGGCUUGGUGGCCAAGGCCAGGCUCCCCACGUGCCUCGUGGGCAGGAUUUUUUGUUUCUCUUGGCAGAUUUUAAUAACUUCAUAGUUUGAUCACACUGUAGAAUGCUACCUUAGCACAAGUGAGCGAAGCGUCACGUGAAGCUUGCUCAUGAAGAAGAAAUGCAAUACAUCUAUUCUGUGUGGUACCCCUCUCCCCCCUCCCCCCGCCGGAAGAGUGUUCGUAUUCAGAACAUUCUCCAGCGCCGGUGAAGAGCAAGCAUUACAGUGUCACUAUACACGUCAUCCUCAAAGUAAUAUUCCCUAAAUCGCCGUGUCCUUUCUCCCCCCAAAUUUAAUGUAAUUUUUAAUUUUCGUUUUAAUCAAUUCCUGUCUUUUCUCUACCGAGAGCCUUAGUGGUUACAUGCAGUGAGGGUACCACGUGAGGAAGCGUUUCCUGUACGUUCUCCAGCCGGGGGAGCGGCUCAUGCGGGUCCGCCCUGCACCCCGGUGAACUCGGAGACUCCGCUGGGAGUGCGAGUGUCACCGUGGAGUUCACUGCCUGACGGGAAAUCACUGUGUCUUACUGUGCGAUGUCUUCGUGGUGUUCGUGUGUGAAGGCCACGCAGCAGAGGCUCUGGUUCUGCCUUUGUAGACGUCCGUUCCCUUCCAUGAUGCCUGAGGUCACUCGUUCUCUUAAACAGGACCCACCUCUGUGAAGCUCACCAGUUACCUCAUUCAGACCUGCACAGCCAGACGGGUUCUUCUCCCCGCUCUCAUUGGCCUGUGCCAGCUCCGUUCCGCGGGUCGCUGUGCCACCAGCCCGAGGGACAGGCGGAGAAGGUGCCACGGGUGACGUCCCGGGCUGCCGGCUCUCUGCUGCCGGGUGCGGCUGUACCGCACUGCUGAGCGUUCUCUUUGCGGAGUAGCCAGGUCGUUUCUAGCCGCCCGAUACUUGUCAUCUCUCUGUUUUGGCUCACCUUGCCUGCAGGACAACUUCUUUUUAAAAUGCCUUUUCUGCUGAUCAUAUUUCUAACCACCCAACUGAGACUCAUUGAUUCACCGCAUGCUGGGACACUGGCGCUGGGGACAGAGAGAGGGACAAGAUAGAACCUGUGCUCUCAUAGGAGCCUGUGGUGAGAGACAACAAGGUAACAUCAGUGCAUGAAGGAGCCCAGGGGUGGGGAAGGGCAUGAUUUGGGGUUUGCACCUUUUCAGUCUUAAAGCGCCCGUGUCCUGGGACCCCUUGGAACUGGUCACAUUGCUCUCUGUCCAUCUUAUCCUCAUCGCCUUCGGGAUCCAGGCCUUCAGGGGCUUGCAGAGGUCUUGCGUGGACACUUGCCACGGAAACACCCUGUGGUAGAUCCCGCCUCAGCCUCUAGCAUUCAGGUUUCCUGCUGAGCUCUGGCACGUGGAGUACGAGUCCUAGAAGGCUGUUGGACUUUUAGAAGUAUUCGGUUUUAUUUUUACGACACUGUUCUCUGAUGGCUUCUCGAGCUUUCUAACUCAUUUUAUAAAAGACUCCACGUGUCACUAGGCAUCUGAGCAUUUGCACUUUCGGGACUCACUGGUGUUACCUGGUAAGUCACUGAGCCAUCUGGGCGCCGAAGUACAAAAUCCUGUCUCAGUGCGAUAGUCACCGCAGGCUCUGCGGCGAGACGUCACUCCGGCCCGCUGCAUGUGUUGUACUGGAAGAGCUCCAGGCCAGUGGGCCCAGCAAAGUAUUUUCUUCCCCUCAAAAACGGUCCUUAUCAGCAUUACCCUGGUCCUCCCACCAAGGCUUUGUGUGGACGUGAUUUGCGUAUCUGUGUGAUUCCCUCUCAUUGCUGCUCUGACCUCUCGCUGACGUGGGGGCCUUUGGACAGCAGUGCUUUCUCUUGGCCGCUCUCGUUUCAGAAGUUGGACUCUGGCCAGCUUCCCGACACUUUGGGUUUCCCAAGACUGUUCCCCUUUUCCAUGUGCUCAUUGGCUGGUUCCUGCGGAAGAUGGGCUGGCUCCACGUCCACAGCCCUCUCUGCAGGAAGAGCGAGCCCAGCACCCCGUAGAGCCCCCUUACAUUCUCGUUAGCUUUCCUUCGGUUUCUGGAAUCCCUUUCCUUCAUGCCUCCGUUCUGCGCCGUCCUGGAGUUGUUCAGAUGUGCCUGGCCUGGCAGCAGCCUUUCCAAGGAAGUCACUGCGUGUCCCAUCCAGAUAAGCCAGAUUUCCUCCUUCCAGGGUUGGACCGUUACCUUUCAAACCAAAGCGUCUGUCCUCUUCUGUACUUCCUUUUGAAACGGUGAUUUCCCAUGCGUGACUCCGGUUCUGACUGUAGCAGCACUUAAAUCUCUCCUGUGCUCAUUGGAGAACCACAGAACCAUCCGCAGUGAGCUCCCACCGGGGCAGCCUUAACCCACAACCGCGGCCAAGGUCCCACACCCGCCUCCCGAGCUCUGCGCUGGGUGGGUGCAGUAUUCCUUUUCAGUAUCCCAGAAGCUGUGACGGGGGUGUCCCCAUUGCCCGGAAAGCAUUACCAGUCAACUCUGCCACGUUCUCAGAUGCAAACCUUACGUAGUGUUCUUUUUGCAAUGACCUAUUUAUUUAACCUAUUUAUAUUUAUUUAAUUUUUACUCUGAAGUAUACCCCAGCUACAAUUGCACUUGCUUAAAGCAUAGACGAUUUGUUUUGGACAACACCCCUGACCAUGUUAAAACUGGAAAAGGAAAAGUUAUACUGUAUCCUUCCACGGGAUGGAUGCCUUACAGUAGCUUUGUUAGUAAAGGGUGAAUAAUUUGGUCGUGGUAAAAAUGUUAAUUUUUAAGUGAUUUAAAAAUAAUUCUGUGCCAUCGUGUCUUCUCUGUGGAUGGUUAGUUGUUAAAUGUGUGUUAAUUAUGUGAAACAAUCCUCUUUGUGGAGCCUAAAAUCCUCCUUUUUAGCUUUAUAUUUUAUAAACUGCCAGAUUGUACAAUUUUUAUGUGUAUUUUUAAAGCUUGACAAUGUGAGGGUAAUUAUAUAAGUUAAAUGGCCUAUUUUUGUACCUCCUGUACAGUUUUAUAAUUCUGCUGAUUGAUGAUGGCGUCUUAUGUUGAGCCAACCACAAAUAAAGGUAGUUUUAGAUUUGGAA
Molecule: messenger RNA, 8372 nt
Organism: Myotis lucifugus (little brown bat)
Lineage: Eukaryota; Metazoa; Chordata; Mammalia; Chiroptera; Vespertilionidae
Gene: ERN1
Product: endoplasmic reticulum to nucleus signaling 1
Exons: 19
Coding region: 1864-4479 (871 amino acids)
Biological process (GO): mRNA processing; IRE1-mediated unfolded protein response; protein phosphorylation
Cellular component (GO): IRE1-TRAF2-ASK1 complex
Molecular function (GO): RNA endonuclease activity; protein serine/threonine kinase activity; ATP binding
Source: RefSeq, a predicted model, not a curated record